This is a messenger RNA of Drosophila obscura, 468 nucleotides long. RefSeq names its product protein FAM98B-like. The coding region runs from base 1 to 468 and encodes 155 amino acids. NCBI's taxonomy places the organism in Eukaryota, Metazoa, Arthropoda, Insecta, Diptera, Drosophilidae. The record is from RefSeq and is a predicted model, not a curated record. The transcript has a single exon.
AUGCGAUACCUUUUUGUGUUUUCCCUGGCCAUCCUGGCCACUCUUGUGCCCCUGGCCACAGCGCAAUCCUCCUCGUCAAGCACCAGCAGCUCCGCUUCAAGCAGCACGGAAGCAGCAACCACCACGGAGACGGUGACAACUGCCUCCACGGAGGCAGUAACCACGGACACUGCAUCAACCACGGCCCCGGUAUCAACCACGACCACAUCUUCAUCUACAUCAGCAGCUGGAUCUGAAACUACCGGAAGGCCUCCCCGUGAUUGUGGCGGUGGACGAGGUGGCAGAGGACGUGGCGAGGGCGGUCGUGGAAGGGGCAGGCGGGGAGGUGAUGACGGCGAAAGAGGAGGAGGACGCAGAGGCGGCGGCCGCAGUGGAGGCGGUAGACGCAGUGGAGGCGGACGCUCAAAUGGUCGCUCCAGUAGUCGUGGAUCUAAUGCAAGGCGUGGCCAGAGAUCCAAUCGCGGCUAA